AUGCAAGUAGUUGUUGAUGCCUUCAUGGCAAAAGGAUUAAUGGACAAAACGUAUACGGAAGCAAAGAGCAUCUUAGAUUGCAUUUCGCGAAAUACAGAUGAGUGGAUAGAUAACGGGUAUGACGAAAGAGGGUCGGAGCAAAGAAGAGCAGAAAGUGCCAUGGUACCAGCUGAUACAAUGAGUAUCCUGGCCGAUCAGAUGGCCACAGCAACUUCGAUCCUCCAGACUAUGGCUAUUCAGCAAGGACACCUCUCUCAAAGUUCAGUGCAAGCAUAUGUGCUGACGCAAGUGGCCGCAAUAAAUUGCGUUCAAUGCGGGGAGUGGCACUCAGUUGAAGUCUGCUCGUUGAAUCAACAAUCUUUUAUUGAGAAGAACGAGGUAGUCAAGCAAUCGCAAGCUUCCUCCCUUAGAAAUUUGAAGGAGCAGAUUGAACAGCUUGCGAUCAAACUUAUGAAUAAAGUGUCUGGUAUGCUGCUCAGUAGCUCAGGAACAUCAGGGCCACGUCGUAAAGAGAAAUGUCAAGCAGUGACAUUGAGAAGUGGCAAGACAAUAGUGCUUAUGCCACAAGCACCAGAUUCAGUAACAAGACCAGUAGAGGUAAUCAUCAAUGAUGACCAAUCAACCAUUAAUGACAGAAUUAUCAGUUCAGAAGAGAGUACAUCUACAAAGAAUGAAUCUCAGCAAGACUCCAAUGCAAAGUCAAGGCAACCUCCAGCUCCUAAAACACAGCAAGCAGAGGACCUCAAUGAACACCCAAUUAAAAACGAAGUACGGCGGGAUCCUCCACCGUUCCCGUCCAGGCUGACCAAGAAAGAUGAUAGCAAACAAUUCCAGAGGUUCCUAGAUGUUCUCCGACAACUACAUAUUAACAUCCCCUUAAUAGAAGCAUUGGAACAAAUGUCGAGCUAUGUGAAAUUCCUCAAGGACAUACUUGUCAACAAGAGGAAGAUUGGGGAGAAUGAAACCGUUACGUUAACAUAUGAAUGUAGUGCACUAUUUCAAAACAACAUCCCCACUAAAAUGAAAGAUCCUGGGAGUUUCAAAUCCUGCUCAAUAGGGGAAAAGAAGUCGGAAAUGCACUGUGUGAUCUGGGAGCGAGUAUCAACCUAA
Messenger RNA from Benincasa hispida (wax gourd), 1110 nucleotides. NCBI's taxonomy places the organism in Eukaryota, Viridiplantae, Streptophyta, Magnoliopsida, Cucurbitales, Cucurbitaceae. The record is from RefSeq and is a predicted model, not a curated record.